ACGGUCCACGAGUGCACAGUGACGUUGGUGACGUGUUGCCGGUUGAAAGUCGCGUUGGCAUUUUUUUUCAUAUUUCUCAGUGAAAUAAUGUUAAAAUUAGUAUUUCUCAUUGCAUUAUGCACAUUUUAUGGCGCAGAAUCAGCAUCUCUUGGUACAGUGACCGAAGAUGAUUUGGUUCAAUACAUCAGAACAGAACCAUACGUCGUCGCACUUUUCACUAAGAAAGACUGCGAACUGUGUGAGAGAUACGAAAAUGAAUUGAUCAACUUGCGAGACGACUUGGUGGAAUCGCUUUCUGCCUGGGUCGUUAAAGUGGUUGACAGUCAAAUGUUGAAACAAUACAGUCACAACAAAGAGCCGGCGUUGGUAUUUUUCAGAAAUGGAAUUCCACUGCUCUAUGAUGGUCCUUUGAACGAUGAGGAAAUUUUCAAUACUUUCUUGAAUAAUAAAGAACCGGUAGUCAAAGAAUUGACAGACGAUAACUUUGAACAUUUGACACAAGCCAGUAGCGGUGCAACAACAGGGGAUUGGUUCGUUAUGUUCUACAGCACAGAUUGCAUCGAAUGCCAGCGCAUGGGGGCUCGCUGGGAAGCUGUUGGAGCCAAGCUAAAGCAACGUGUCAAUGUGGCACGAGUAAAUAAAUACACGACUGGAGCUUCAACAGCCAGACGAUUCAACGUCUUUGAUGUACCUGAAUUUAUUCUAUUCAGACAAGGAAAAAUGUAUAGGUAUCAAAUACCAAAGUAUGAUGUGAAUGCGUUUGUUUCAUUCGCAAGAGAUUGGUGGAAGAAUGCCCAUGGAGAGAAAGUACCAGUUCCGCAGAGUCCAUUUGACGACCUGACGCAAAUGUGCGUGAAUUUCCUUCGAGAAAAUCCAUGGGUGAUGAAACUUGGCAGUAUACUUAUUUGCGUUUUGGUUAUCGUAUCGGUUGUUUCGAAGCUCCGACGCAAAGCUGAAGCCGCUCCCCUCAAGAAGGAUUAAUCACAAAAAUAAGACGUUGAAAUUUUCAUCGUUGGAACGCGUUGGAUUUUUUUCUCCUCAUCACUCAAAUUAUUCUUCCAGAUUCAUGGAACGAAAAAUAACUUUUUUCGAUCCGUUCCGAACCCACGAAUGAGAAUGAGAAGAAAAAACCAUUUUUAACACGUUUUUCAAGAAACUGAUUCGCAAUAGCUCGAAUUUUGAUGUUUUCUAACGAUGUAAAGUUCAAGAUUGCUUCAUAAAGCUCGUCAAGCAGCUACAGCAUGUAUAUAUGUACACAGACGCAGACACAAAAACACGCAUACACACUCAACUUGAAAUGGCUAAUUGAGUUUUUACCCAAGAUUAAAUUGACCAUAAAAUAAAAAACAUUCCGCUCAUGCCUCAUGUUGCCAAGUAAUAUUACGAGUUCGAUUUUUUUUUUUAUACAUUUUUCAAUGAAUCUUCCAUUUAUUCAUUUUUUUAUUGUUCUAUCAUCGUAUGCCAGGUUUUAAUUGUAUUCGUAACAGUUGAUGAAAUAUAUUCUAUAGAAAAAAAGAUGGAGUUUAUUCUAUGGCUGGAGUUUUGUUGCAAUGAUUGUUGUAACGCAAUGAUACUCUCAUUUUUCUGCACACGACUUUUUUCAGGCUUAUUACGAUGAACUCGAAAUUUUUGCAACUAAACGUCUUCCACUUAUUGCCUCAAACUUAUCAGGAGAUUAACAAGACCAAGUCAUAUUGGUAUAAGUAAAAAAUUAUUCAACGGAAAUGAUUCAGUAUAUUUUUCGUUAAUAAACAAUUAUGCUGCAAUUGCCAGUGACAUACAUCAGCUUUAAGGGAAAUUAUAGAGAUGACUUCUAUUGAAUGAAAUAUGGAAUGAACGUAUUAAAUAUUCCAGGUUCUGUAUUCAAAAUUAAAAUUAUUUGCUCAUGGUGUGCAAUUUUUGGCUCUAAUAACCAAAUAUUCAUCAGAGUUCAUAGAACGCUAUAAAAAAUUCGAUGGAGUUCAUAUCGUUGGCAAUGCCAGUUCUUUUCAUUGUCUCGAUUAUAAAUUUUCUCAUAUUCCUGCUACCUAAAACCUUUUUAUUGACAACUUUUAAUAGUUUUACACCUAAUUAUUUGCGAAAAUAUUUCCGUUACUUGGAAAUUUCAAGAACAGAUGUUUCGUUGUGUUCCAACGAUGCAAGCUUCAGCAUCUUGAGAAAAUAUCAUUUCUUCAUUGAGAUUUUUACAACAGAGAUUGCUAAAUAAAUAAUUAUUGUAUAGCCGUCUACAAUAAACGAUAAGAUCACAA
Messenger RNA from Venturia canescens, 2249 nucleotides. Its product is annotated as protein disulfide-isomerase A4. The transcript has 6 exons. Bases 88 to 981 code for a protein of 297 amino acids. NCBI's taxonomy places the organism in Eukaryota, Metazoa, Arthropoda, Insecta, Hymenoptera, Ichneumonidae. The record is from RefSeq and is a predicted model, not a curated record.